UGCAUUGAUCUGUAUUGCUUCUAUUUUGAUGUACUGUAUGAUAUUUGAUGAAUUUGGUGUCCGAUUAACAAAAGUAAACUUUUUACUCAUUAAACAGGUAUCGUGAGAGAAUACUUUACUCCCAUCUAGCGGGUGAAUGACUUUACUGCACAAGUUGCUUUGCAAAUUUAAAUACCGUAUUGUAAAGUACUGCAGUGGGUUCAAAGAUCUGAAAAUAGUUUAAAAUGAAAAAAUUAACAGUUUUCAUUUAUUUUUACAUAUACAUGUAAAAACAUGGAUGUCAAAUAAUGUGAAAAGUUGCAAAGGAAUAUUUGCUAAAUUACCGACACUUUCCCUCUGUACUUGAAUGCAUCAUGAGAAAACCAUGUGUCCGUGGAGUGACGUCAGCACUCUGGCGAGCUCCCAUUGGUCGAUCGGCGAUUAAGGGGAGGUGAGCUGGCUAAGAAGAUAAACAUGAAGCUGAAGCUUCAUCGAAGAGCCAUGUUUAAAAGUACGUAAACGAAAAGGGACAAAUUUCAAAAGCAGCCAUGGUGGAAGUGUUCGCUGGCCGCACUCUACUCAACAAAGACGGCGACUUUGUAGAGCCCGAGGAAGCGCUGCGGAAUAAGGUGGUGGGCAUCUACUUCUCGGCAGGUUGGUGUCCGCCUUGCCGUGACUUCACCCCCGUCUUGUGUGACUUCUAUACGGAACUGGUGGAAGAGGGCGAGCCCCCCGCGCAGUUCGAGGUGGUCUUCGUGUCGUCGGAUAAAUCCACCGAGGACAUGGUGGAGUACUACCACGACAUGCACGGCGACUGGCUGGCAUUGCCCUGGACGGACGAUUACAAGUACGAGUUGAAGAAGCGCUACAACAUCACGGCCGUGCCAAAACUGCUGAUCGUGAAGGAGAAUGGUGAUGUGAUCACUGACAAAGGCCGCAAGCAGAUCCGGGACAGAGGCUUGGCCUGCUUUCGUACCUGGCUGGAGGCUGCUGAGAUCUUCCAGAAUUUCAAAGGCUAAGAACUGUCUUUUCCCAACCUUUAUUAAGCCAAUGCAGAUAUAAAUCUCACGGCUCACUAGCAGACAUGAGUAUCACAUAAGGUCGUCCCAGACUUAUGUAUUUAAUUUAUUUACAUUUUAAUAAGCUAUGCAUUUUGAGAAAAAGCUCUGGUCCAUAUUUUGCGUUACAUGUCAUUUUUGAUGUGUAAUUUCACAUCCAUCAUACAGUACUUUUUUAUACUGUUUUUAUGUGUUAAUAAAAUAAUAUUCUAAAGA
Molecule: messenger RNA, 1253 nt
Organism: Syngnathus typhle (broad-nosed pipefish)
Lineage: Eukaryota; Metazoa; Chordata; Actinopteri; Syngnathiformes; Syngnathidae
Gene: nxnl2
Product: nucleoredoxin like 2
Exons: 2
Coding region: 528-998 (156 amino acids)
Biological process (GO): photoreceptor cell maintenance; sensory perception
Source: RefSeq, a predicted model, not a curated record